AUGGAGGCAGCGUACGGCGUACCGGCGUAUGGCGUACAGGAACUAGACCAAUCACAGGCUUUACGCCCGUUUCGUUACGCCAGCACGGAUGUUACGCUGACUUUUGUAGCGUUCCAACGUUACGUUACACAUAACAUAAAAUGUGGUUAUUGCGGCUCAAUACUAACCGUCGACACACAAGAACAAAUUUUGUGUCACAAUUGUUUUCAAAAGUAUGAUGAAGAGAGACAUGCUAUAUCUAUAAACGAAGACUUUGUUGCAAUUAUUGUUGAAGCCAGCAAUGAAAUAGUAUCAGAGGACACUAGCAAUGAACAGUACUCAACAGAUCACCGUGAUGAGAUGCUAAUUAACAUUGUACAAACAAAACCAGCAUUAUGGAAUUUCCAAAUUCCACUUAGGGAACGGACAAAGGCGAAAAAGAAAGCGCUGUGGAAGGAGGUUGAAAAUAUGUUAGGAGGGCUCUUGACUAUGGAUGAUGCAAUGAAAAGGUGGAAAUAUCUAAGAGACUGUUAUGUGCGUUACAAACGGCAAAUAAACACGUAUGUUCCAAGUGGAUCUGUUAAAUAA
Odontomachus brunneus is the source of this 567-nucleotide messenger RNA. RefSeq lists its product as uncharacterized. The coding region runs from base 1 to 567 and encodes 188 amino acids. The record is from RefSeq and is a predicted model, not a curated record. Gene Ontology annotation, biological process: regulation of transcription by RNA polymerase II. The transcript is spliced from 4 exons. Gene Ontology annotation, cellular component: transcription regulator complex; nucleus. NCBI's taxonomy places the organism in Eukaryota, Metazoa, Arthropoda, Insecta, Hymenoptera, Formicidae.